CGUGUGAGCCAGACACACUACUCUGUGACUCGCCUGGCUACUCUCUUCCCCUUCAAAUCUCCCGGCAACAAAUUUCCCGAUUGAUCGUCGCCGGCUACCGGCAGGUGGAAUAUCACCGGAGCAGAAACCAUGCUGAAAUUCUUGAAAGGCGUCGUCGGCGGAUCUGGGACGGGCCUCAAGGAUCUGCCUUAUAACAUCGGCGAGCCUUAUUCAUCUGCUUGGGGCUCCUGGGUUCACUACCGCGGAACCUCCAGAGAUGAUGGGGCACCUGUGUCUAUAUUCGCACUCUCAGGUAGCAAUGCAAAUGAUGGACAUUUGGCAGCCGGUCGCAAUGGAGUCAAACGACUUCGCACAGUCAGGCAUCCCAAUAUUUUAUCAUUUCUUCACAGCACGGAAGCUGAAACUUUUGAUGGCUCAACUGCGAAGGUUACGAUAUAUAUUGUCACCGAACCUGUUAUGCCACUUUCUGAAAAGCUCAAGGAAUUAGGAUUAGUUGGUACACAAAGAGAUGAGUAUUGUGCAUGGGGACUGCAUCGUAUAACCAAGGCAGUGAGCUUCUUGAAUAACGAUUGUAAGCUUGUUCAUGGAAAUGUUUGUGUUUCUAGUGUUGUCGUUACGCAAACUCUGGACUGGAAAUUGCAUGCCUUUGAUGUCCUUUCUGAGUUUGAUGGAAACAAUGAAGCUUCUUCUGGACCAAUGCUGCAAUAUGAAUGGCUUAUUGGUGCACAGUAUAAACCAUCGGAGAUGCUAAAGUCUGAUUGGUCAACAAUCAGAAAAUCUCCACCUUGGGCUAUUGAUUCUUGGGGUUUAGGCUGCUUUAUUUAUGAACUUUUUUCUGGUACAAAGUUGAGCAAGACGGAGGAAUUGCGCAAUAUAUCUUCCAUUCCUAAGUCUCUGCUUCCAGAUUAUCAACGUCUCUUGAGUGCUACACCUGCUCGCAGGUUAAAUUCAUCUAAGCUUCUAGAAAACAGCGAAUACUUUGAAAAUAAAUUGGUAGAGACAAUACAAUUCAUGGAAAUUCUUAAUUUGAAGGAUAGUGUUGAAAAGGACACUUUCUUUCGGAAACUUCCAAAUUUAGUAGAUCAACUUCCUCGUCAGAUAGUGGUGAAAAAGCUGCUUCCUUUGCUUGCAUCUGCUCUAGAAUUUGGCUCAGCUGCUGCACCUGCUUUGACAGCAUUUUUGAAAAUGGGUUCUUGGCUUUCAGCAGAAGAAUAUAAUCUCAAGGUACUACCUACAAUCGUAAAACUUUUUGCUUCCAAUGAUCGGGCAAUACGAGUUAGUCUACUGCAACAUGUUGAUCAAUUUGGGGAGUCAUUAUCUUCACAAAUUGUUGAUGAACAAGUUUACCCUCAUGUUGCUACUGGAUUCUCUGAUACAUCUGCUUUUCUUCGGGAGUUGACUCUUAAGUCUAUGUUAGUUCUGGCACCUAAGCUGUCCCAACGCACAAUAUCAGGAUCAUUAUUGAAGUAUCUCUCUAAGCUUCAGGUGGAUGAAGAGCCAGCAAUCAGAACAAAUACAACUAUAUUACUUGGAAAUAUUGCCAGUCACCUUAAUGAAGGGACGAGGAAAAGAGUUCUAAUAAAUGCAUUUACUGCACGUGCUCUGCGUGACACAUUCUCGCCAGCCCGAGGAGCAGGUGUUAUGGCUUUGUGUGCCACUAGUUCUUACUAUGAUGUGACAGAGAUUGCGACACGAAUUUUGCCAAACAUUGUUGUCCUUACCAUUGAUCCCGACAGUGAUGUAAGAUCAAAAGCAUUCCAAGCAGUGGAUCAAUUCUUGCAACUAGUGAAACAACACGAUAAGUCAAGCACAGGAGAUGCUACUGGAAUAGGCACACAAACAACCUCUAUUCCUGGAAAUGCAAGUUUGCUUGGCUGGGCAAUGAGCUCGUUGACCCUCAAAGGCAAACCUUCUGAGCAUAGUUCUGUUGCAUCUGCAAAUUCUACCGCACCACUUGUCUCUUCUAUUUCUAAUGCUAGCUCGGUUACAGAUGACGCAAAUAUAGCUCAAAUCCAAGUUCGUUCUAGUUCUGGCACUGAUAUUGCUGACCAGCCAGCUCCUGCUUCCCCUACUUCUACUGAUGGAUGGGGAGAGCUCGAAAAUGGAAUUGUAGACGAUGGAGAAAACGGAUGGGAUGAUAUGGAACCACUUGAAGAGCAAAAGCCACCUACAGCUCUUUCAAACAUCCAAGCUGCUCAGAAACGUCCUGUCUCUCAACCUAAAUCUCAAGUUUCUAUUCCGAGACCAAAGAGCAUAUCCAAGAUGAACUCAGAUGAAGAUGACCUGUGGGGAUCUGUAGCUGCACCUGUCCCAAAAACGUCCAAAGCCGCAGGCUCAAGAGCAGGCGGCUAUGAUAACGACCCUUGGGACUCCGUGGGCACCGCUUCAAGAACGACAGCCAAAAAGACCGAAACCUCCGCCGAGGAUGAUCUAUGGGGUUCCAUUGCUGCUCCCAUACCCACGACCACAUCAAGACCGUCCGUUGGGCGGGCCCGGAGUAAACCCACCGCUCCCAAAUUAGGUGCUCAAAGAAUUAACCGAACGUCAUCCGGCGGGGUGUGAAGCAUGAGAUUUACUGGCAUACAUAGUAUAUAUAUCUAUAUAUAUUUUUUCUAACCAUAAUAUCAUAUACUCCUUAUGUAAUAGUACCAUUAGUUCUCUCAGAAAGCUACCAUUUUUUGGGGGCACUUAUUGCGUAAUUCAAUUCUUUAUAAAUAAUCAAAAUUCUUUAGACUUUGGGAUGUUGUCUGCCUUUCAUAAAGUGAGGAAAAAAGUGUUCUAAUAUGAUUUGUAAUUUACGGCAUUGGUGAGCAUUGUGAAAUAAUAUUUAAUAUAUUCCCUCUGUGUAAUGUGUUUUUCUACUUUUAUUUGUACAUGUGAUAAAUAAAAUAGGUGUCAUAAU
Molecule: messenger RNA, 2902 nt
Organism: Cuscuta campestris
Lineage: Eukaryota; Viridiplantae; Streptophyta; Magnoliopsida; Solanales; Convolvulaceae
Source: the annotation of a GenBank genome assembly